Molecule: messenger RNA, 1194 nt
Organism: Eruca vesicaria subsp. sativa (arugula)
Lineage: Eukaryota; Viridiplantae; Streptophyta; Magnoliopsida; Brassicales; Brassicaceae
Source: the annotation of a GenBank genome assembly
AUGAUGAUGAGCUCUGUAACAGGAAUCGGAAACUGGAAAUACUCAGUCCUCUACCUAUCCCUAAUCAUCUCUGUGAUCUACUCAAUCGAAAUCCUAAUCUCGCACAAGCUACACAUCAACCACACCAAUAUCCAUCUCAAAAGGUCUCCGGAUCUCCCUCUACGCUUCCGCGACGAUGGAACCUUCAAAAUCCUCCAGGUCGCGGAUAUGCAUUACGGGAUGGGGAGUAUCACUCGAUGCAGAGAUGUGGCGGAUGCAGAGUAUGAUUACUGUUCCGAUCUCAACACCACGAGGUUCCUUCGGAGGAUGAUUGAAGCUGAGAGACCCGAUUUGAUCGCAUUUACUGGUGAUAAUAUAUUUGGAUCAAGCACUACUGAUGCAGCUGAAUCUCUUCUUCAAGCCAUCGGUCCAGCCAUUGAGUAUGGAAUCCCAUGGGCUGCCAUUUUAGGAAACCAUGACCAUGAAUCCACUUUGAACCGUCAAGAGCUCAUGACUUUCCUCUCCCUUAUGGAUUUUUCUGUCUCUCAGAUCAAUCCACAAGAUCAAGGCGCAUUGAGAUUGAUCGAUGGCUUUGGGAAUUACCGUCUCAGAGUACACGGUGCACCUGGUUCGGUGCUGUCAAAUAGCACUGUCUUUGACCUCUUCUUUCUUGACAGUGGAGACAGAGAAACAGUUCAAGGUAGACGAACAUAUGGAUGGAUCAAGGAAUCUCAACUUCUUUGGCUUCAAGAUACUUCCAAACAGGGUGAUAACCAAAGCAUUUCUGGAAGUCCCAAUCCAGCGCUAACCUUCUUCCACAUCCCAAUCCCGGAAGUCCGUGACCUGUGGUACACACCCUAUAUUGGCCAGUAUCAGGAGGCUGUGGCAUGCUCUACAGUUCAAUCAAGAGUCUUACGGACCUUUGUGUCCAUGGGAAAUGUAAAAGCCGCGUUCAUAGGACACGACCAUGUCAAUGAUUUCUGUGGAAAUCUAAAAGGAGUGUGGUUCUGUUACGGUGGCGGAUUUGGAUACCAUGCUUAUGGAAGAUGGAAUUGGCACAGAAGAGCAAGAGUGAUUGAGGCUAAGCUCGGGAAAGGAAGAGAUACAUGGACAGGAGUUGAACGUAUCAAGACGUGGAAACGUCUAGACGAUGAAAACUUGAGCAAGAUAGAUGAACAAGUACUUUGGGAAGCUUCCUACACUUUUCUGAAGUGA